This is a messenger RNA of Ornithodoros turicata, 1495 nucleotides long. RefSeq names its product F-box/WD repeat-containing protein 4-like. Gene Ontology annotation, molecular function: protein binding. Gene Ontology annotation, biological process: SCF-dependent proteasomal ubiquitin-dependent protein catabolic process. Bases 199 to 1410 code for a protein of 403 amino acids. The transcript is spliced from 8 exons. The record is from RefSeq and is a predicted model, not a curated record. NCBI's taxonomy places the organism in Eukaryota, Metazoa, Arthropoda, Arachnida, Ixodida, Argasidae. Gene Ontology annotation, cellular component: SCF ubiquitin ligase complex.
GUGGGCGAACAUGGCAGGAAGACAUAAUGGGAUCAUAGGCAAUUCGGAGCGCACUCGUAAGAUGUUGUCAAAAUUUGUCCUCCUCAUUGUAUGAAAACAAAGUGAUUAGUAACAUGAACUCAUCAGGGGCAAGCAUUGUAAAUUGUUUUCUACACGUUCCUUCUUUCGUGGUUAUUCUGCGCACUGGUAGGCGCUUCAAUGGCUCAAGUGGAGAGUCCGAUUCUAUCGCUCCCACCUGAUGUACUGUACGUGAUUCUGUCCUACUGCGACAUUCGGACUUUAGGAAGACUCAGCUGCGUUAGCAGCUACUUUUAUCACUUUCUCAAGCAAAAUUGUGUCUGGAAUCAAAGAAGCAAAAAUGCGAUUGCCACAAACCAGCUGGAUAGGAAGGUCCUCCUCAGAUCCCGCCAUAUCUUGGGGGCUGUAGAGAAAUGCUGGAUCGCUCUGAACUGGCAAAAAGGGCGCUACAAUGAAAAGACGCUUCUCCAACUGUAUACUACGUACAUGCCAUGGCUCGUCCUUGAGUCUAGUACCCUGUGGUACAGCAAAGGGGCCACCAUCCUUAAGCUCGCCAGGCUAGGGAAUGGACGCUUGGCCAAGAGACCCUUGCUGAGCUUAAGUGGCCACGCAGAUGAUGUCGGUCGCUUCGUCUGCAAAAAUGGCCUCGUCGUCAGCGGUGGAAACGAUGGAUCUCUGUGGAUCUGGACAUCCAGCGAUGGUCUCUACCUUCACAACCGGUGGCGCUGCCACACUCAGGCCAUCAACAGCGUCGACUACGGUGACAAGGUCGUCGUGACGGGGUCUCGUGACAGGACCGUCAAAGUAUGGACGCUGCACGAUUGGUCUUCUACUCUGGGUUACAGCGUGCCCGUGGGGGACCGCGUGUGCGCCGUCUCUCUGUCCCCGUGCGGUAGCUUUUUCCUGUGCGGCUCGGCGGGUUGCAAUGGUGUUCCACCCCUCCAGCUCUACGAUCUCGGCACAGGAAGCAGGGUAUCAGUGCUGGGCUCCGGCUACCGCAACGGAGCUGGAGUACUGCACCUGCAACCGGAGUCUCCGAUGGAGGUGCUCUCGUGUGGCUACGAUACGUUUGUUCGACUUUGGGAUUUGAGAUGUCCCACUCACAGCGUCCGAGCCUGGGAGGACCCUCAUGACUCGACGGUCUACUGCAUAGCAUCGGAUCACCACAUGACUGUGGUGAGCGGCACCAACCGCUACGGCGUAGUGCGCCUUUGGGACAAGCGCACCACUCGACCCAUGCAGAUGUACUACGUGGGCCACGGGAACAGUCCAGUCUACUCCCUGGCAUUUGAUCCCUGUUACCUAUAUGCCGCCCUCGACCGGUCUCUCAACCUCCUCUCGUUUGCGGGCCCCACUUGGAACCCGCAGAGCGACCCUGCUGAUGCCAGAUAAGCCUAGUCAGCAUUCCCCGUCAUCGUAACAUCCAUCCAGAAAAGGACUGUAAUGUCUGUGGAAAUAAAAACUGUUUUUUUUUUUU